AUGCUUAUGGCUCUAUCAGGGAUGUACGGCCCGAUGUCCUUCUCGGUCUUUCGAGAGGCGGUUAAGACUACAACCACCAGGGUGACCUUCAUAGAAGGCAAGGCCGGAGACUCGUGGCUUUGCGAUAAGAUCCGUGAGAGUAUUCAAGCCUUCAUCCGCAUGGACCAUCCCAGCGUGUCAUUCAGAGUCUAUGCCCCCAUCUUGGUCCGUGGCCCAUCGUCUUUCAAUCUCUGGGCUGCCCUGGCCAACCAUGGUCAGGUGUAUUCUCCUCCAAAUCCCCCAACGUGGGGAUGGACAACAACAGAGCUAGGCAGCGACUGGCACUGGGUCACCAGCGCUAGAGUCCUCACACGAGCCGUCGCCAAAAAGGAACUCAAGUUGAAACGCCCUCUUGAGAAGAAGCCUCGAAAGGAAGGCGAGCCAACCUGGACUGACCUGUUCCUAGAGAGGGCCAUUCCAUGGCUGAAUGAGGACCCGAUUUGGUUCCACCAUGCGUCACCAUGA
Molecule: messenger RNA, 504 nt
Organism: Perkinsus marinus ATCC 50983
Lineage: Eukaryota; Perkinsozoa; Perkinsida; Perkinsidae
Exons: 5
Coding region: 1-504 (167 amino acids)
Source: RefSeq, a predicted model, not a curated record